AUGCCUACGAUCGAGGAAGCAUGGGCCUUUCCUCUUACACCCGUCGAACGUCUCCGGAUGGCAACAUCAUCCCUUCUCGUCAGCAAAUCGUUUGCUUGGGAAUUUACUCAUGUGUACUGCACUGACAUACACAUCUUCACUCAUUUCCACCUUAACCACAUCAUCGGCCGUACCCUACAACGAGACACCAUAGCCUUCCGGUCCGUCGACGCUUCAUUUUCGCCGUCGAAGUUCUGCCGGUCCAUCUCCUUCGUCCUCGAAGUCGAUAUCCACCUCCAUCCCAAAGCGCACCCAGCAUGGUCAGAUAUCCACGAUCUUAUGCCAGUACUUCAAAAUUUAUUCCCCAACGUCUCGCAGACAUCGGUGAACAACAACUGGUGGUAA
Molecule: messenger RNA, 384 nt
Organism: Guyanagaster necrorhizus
Lineage: Eukaryota; Fungi; Basidiomycota; Agaricomycetes; Agaricales; Physalacriaceae
Exons: 2
Coding region: 1-384 (127 amino acids)
Source: RefSeq, a predicted model, not a curated record